This is a messenger RNA of Oryzias melastigma (Indian medaka), 2368 nucleotides long. RefSeq names its product zinc finger DHHC-type palmitoyltransferase 16b (gene zdhhc16b). The record is from RefSeq and is a predicted model, not a curated record. The transcript has 9 exons. Gene Ontology annotation, biological process: protein palmitoylation. Gene Ontology annotation, molecular function: palmitoyltransferase activity. Gene Ontology annotation, cellular component: Golgi apparatus. The coding region runs from base 193 to 1275 and encodes 360 amino acids. Lineage: Eukaryota; Metazoa; Chordata; Actinopteri; Beloniformes; Adrianichthyidae.
UUUGUUUCAUUCACUAAGACAUCUGUCAAAUAUACGAUCUCUGAUCGUGACCCCAGUCUGUAUUGUCACGGUUGAGGCGGUUCGACGUAAACUCUUCUGCUCGCCGUUUACAGUGACCAUGACCUGACGUUAGCGCCUCACCUUGUCUUUUAAUCAGGCCGGGUGUUCAGGAGGGGUGGCGGCGGCGUGCGGAUGGGCAGCAGCUGGAGGUGGCAGCUCUCCCGGGCCAUGCGGCUGUCCCUGCGCUGGUGCCGGCCGCAGAGGGGGGCCCGGGCCGGCGGGGGCACGGCGGGGGCCCGGCUGUCGGAGCUGUGGAGCUACACCAAGCUGCUGCUCCGCUCGCUCUACUUCAACAGCCUCAGCGACUCCGACACGCUGCUGGACUGCGCCUUCGAGCCCAUCUACUGGGUCGUGGACAACGUGACCCGCUGGUUCGGAGUGGUGUUCGUCUGCCUGGUGGUGCUGCUGACGUCCUCCGUGGUGCUCAUCGUCUACAUGUUCGUCCUCCCCACCGUCUUCAGGACGUACUCCACCUUCUGGACCGUCUGGCACUUCGGCUGCGGUCACUGGCUGCUCCUCAUGAUCGCCUUCCAUUACUACAAGGCCACCGUCACCCCCCCGGGACACCCCCCCAAGAACCAGCAGGCCGUUCCCUCCGUCUCCAUCUGUAAGAAAUGCAUCGUCCCCAAACCGGCGAGGACGCACCACUGCAGCAUCUGCAACACCUGCGUCCUGAAGAUGGACCAUCACUGCCCCUGGCUGAACAACUGCGUGGGUCACUUCAACCACCGCUACUUCUUCUCCUUCUGCCUGUACAUGACGCUGGGCUGCGUGUACUGCAGCGUCAGCAGCAGGAACCUGUUCCUGGAGGCCUACAGCGCCGUGGAGUCCUACUACCAGACGCCUCCACCGGAGUUCAGCUUCAGGGAAAGCUCUGCUCACAAGUGCAUCAUCUUCCUCUGGGUUCUCACCAGCUCGGUGGCGGUAGCUCUGGGAGGCCUCACCUUGUGGCACGCCACGCUCAUCAGCAGAGGGGAGACCAGCGUGGAGCGCCACAUCAACCGGAAGGAGGCCAGGCGGCUGCGGCAGCUCGGGAAGGCGUUCAGGAACCCGUACCACCACGGCAGGAUCCACAACUGGAAGCUGCUGUUCGGCGUGGAGACGCCCAGUCAUUGGCUCACGCGGGUGCUCCUCCCCUCCGGCCAUCCUCCGCGGGGAGACGGGAUGGUGUGGGAGUGCGUCUACGGCAGGAAGGAGGAGCUCCUCGCCGUCUGACUCCACCCACGAACGGACACGCCUUCAGGACGGAUGCUGCAGGACGGCAUCAAACUUUCAUCGCUUCACUGGAGAUCCGAAUUGGGAAGUGAAGACGGAACUUUCUCUUUAAGAACUCAGAUUAUCAGUAAAUAUUUAGGGUCAGAACUCUGAAAUAUGCUGAAUUGAUGGAUUACUAAUCUCUGGUGAUGGAGGACGUUCUCUUGUGCAAAUCCAGGUGUAAAGAAUCAAAGUUCAGGUGUCAGAACAGAUUUAGAAACAAACGGGAUUAAUCAGAUAUUUAAAAUGAUUCAUUUGUUCAUUUAUCUCAACCAGAACUCUGAAAACUAAAUCCUGGGGUUAGAAAACUGGUUCUGUUGAGGCUACAGAGCCUGUGAAUAUGUUUGCUGUGAAUAAUGUCGACCUAUUUUGGUAAAAUAAGGAACAUAAAUCUGUUUUUUAGGAACAAAACUAUAAGAAGUCGGGGAGACUGCUGACCCAACGACAUCGACCGUCAGCAGCUCCAUGCUACUAAUCACUAAUCAAGACUAUCAAGGUCCAACCCUAAACUAAAAUAACUAAACCCAGAAGUGUAAGACUAGAGGGGGGGGGGACAAACCAAAACCAGCACAUGAAAUAUUCUAUCUUAUUCUCUUUGUAGGUUUUAGUUUAUAAAAUAUGAAGGUGCCAAUCUUAAUCUAAAAAAUAUUUGAAAUAAGAAGUUUGAUUUCCAGCAUUUUUCUUAGUAAAAUCUCCUCCUGAAUGUCUCCCCCUGUCUGCAGCAAAGGGAACUGCAGCGUUUGUUUACAUGUUAGGCCACAUGGUGGCGCUGCGUUUGCUGGUCUGACCUUUUUGGUGCCAAAGAGUGAAAAAAAAAAUCUUUUCUUGACCUUCAUCUGGUAAAAAGGAGAAACUUUUUGAGCAUUUAAUCGAGUCGUUUCCUAGCUUAGCGGCUAACUCUGCUAACGGAACUAGUUAAAAGAACCUGGUACUGUGAAAAUGAAGUUUUAUUCGAAUCAAUAACUUUGAUGAGCUGGGUUUGUGGUUGCUAUAGCAACAGAUGUCAAGAAUCAGAGCUGCGCUCUUGUUUUGGAAUAAACCGUUUCUUCUAUCA